Messenger RNA from Ambispora gerdemannii, 813 nucleotides. The record is from the annotation of a GenBank genome assembly. NCBI's taxonomy places the organism in Eukaryota, Fungi, Glomeromycota, Glomeromycetes, Archaeosporales, Ambisporaceae.
AUGACCCAUUCAUUUACUAAGAGUCAGAAAAUGCUUAGUGAAUUUAGUAAGAAUGUCAACAGUUUAUUUAGACAAAGAAAGAGUAAUCUCUUUGUACCACUAUCACUAGCAACAAAUACAACACUGAUAACAGUAAUCUUAAAAUCUUCUGACUUGAUGUCACCCUUUCAGAAAUAUGAAAAAGUCAAACGUCCUACUUUGUUAGUAACAAAGAGUGAUACAAGUAAUGUCAAUAAAAAUGAUGGUAUAAAUCGUAUCAAUAAAAACACAAAAUUAGAAAUGAUUAUCUGUAUUGUUUCUACGAAUGAAGAUGAUUAUAAAAAAGCAAUCAUCACUGAGAUCAAAGAUGGUGAAAAUUAUAGUAAUGAUAAUAGAAUAUUAAUCGAUGGGAAUGAUGAAUCUGGCAACAUCAAAGAUAUAAUAAAUGGACAAGAUACAAAUAAUGUAAACGAUCAUGAUGGUAAUUAUAAGAAAGCAAUCGUCAUUGAGAUCAAAGAUGAAGUAUUAGUAAUCGAUAGGAAUAACGAAGAAGAUAUGACAAAUAGACAAAAUACAAGUGAUUAUAAGAAAGCAAUCGUCGCUGAGAUUAAAGAUGGUGAAAGUGAUAAUUACGAUAAUAUAACAUUAGUAAUUGACAGGAAUGACGAAUUUGGCAACAUAGAAGAUACUGAAGAAGAUACAAGUAAUGUCAAUGAUAAUGAUGGUGAUUAUAAGAAAGCAAUCAUCACUGAGAUUAAAGAUUGUGAAAGAAUUAAUAACGAUAAUAUGACAUUAGUUCCUUCACAUCACCUUAAAUCAUUAUAUUAUUAUUAG